This is a messenger RNA of Tigriopus californicus, 4155 nucleotides long. RefSeq lists its product as uncharacterized. The coding region runs from base 297 to 3956 and encodes 1219 amino acids. The record is from RefSeq and is a predicted model, not a curated record. The transcript is spliced from 3 exons. NCBI's taxonomy places the organism in Eukaryota, Metazoa, Arthropoda, Copepoda, Harpacticoida, Harpacticidae.
AGUCUUUGUUGAGAGUGAACGAAUAGUGGUCAAAUAUUAACCCCAAACCACCGGGACAAAGUUGGAAAUCGCAUGCCAAACCUUGGCAGAAAGUGCAUCAGGGUCAUUCCAAGAACAAUUCGUCUUGCAAAUUUUUCGUUCGUUUAUUACCGAGGUGGCCAAUUUAGCAUUCACAUUUUGAUUCAUGCCUCGCAUGAGAAACAGCCCGGCAUCGAAUUGAAGACAGAGAAAUAUCAGUCAGGACUUCUGCUUCUUCCAACAAUUCCAUCUUUUGGCGUCGUUCUAUUUUGGGGAGGAUGCGCCCACUUGUGUUCUUAGGAAUUUGUGUCAUCUUGGUCAAUGUGCUCUUUCAAAACAAUCUCAUUGUCUCCAAAUCCCAAGCAGCACGACGGAGACGACUCAAACGGAUACGCUUCCGACCCAUUCAACAAAAAAGACAGAUUGAGGUGCCCAUUAACCUUGACAAGACCUUCUUAGGCCUUCCCCCCUCAGAUCAACUGCAAUCAGGAUCGCCGCUUUCAAGGCCAAGAUCAUCCGAAAUUAGUGAGAUUGAAGAAAUUAACUCACCCCCAAUGUCAACGGACACAACAACAAGUGUUUCACUUUCAACCCUCCCAAUGACGACCUUGAUUACCACUGAAUCUGCACCACUCCCAACCACAAUACCGGAAGAAUUGAUAAUAACCACGGAAAGUAGUUCUGAAAUUGCAUCGACCAUGGAAUUGACCACAAAAGCAACAACCCCUAUAAGUUCUGUAGCGGGUUUGGCGAUUGAACCGUCGGCGGUGGUUCGUAAUAGUUUCGUGAAUACCGUUGUCACGGGAGAUAUUACUUCUUCUAAGAAAGGGAACGAAUUGAUGACAGAAACGCCAAUGUCAGAUCAAGGGAUCCUACAGAUUAACCCGUCGGGAUUAAAGAUUACAGCUGAGGGGGAGGAUAUCACGAACCAACCUUCAGCUAGGGCAAAGGCGGGCCUUGAAUUCGCCAAUUCUUUGGACUUGGAAACAGAGACACCAACCACUUUGAGCUUCACGUUUUCGACAAAGACUGGGACAAUAGAUUCUGAAAUUUCUAAUGACGAGCCAACCACAGAACCAUUUUCCACUGAAGGUACAGCAGAUUCCUCGUCUAAAAGAUUACCAUCCACGUUAGACCUGUUUUCAAAUUUCGGAUUGGAAAUGGAAAUUCCAACGGAACCUACUACGGUACCUUUCGGGAUUAUGGAGAUUGGCUCGCCAGGUUUGCCGGACAUCUUGCCCAUGACAAUCACGGACGAUCCUGAUCUAAGAAUAGAGAGUGCUACAGAAGUUGAGAAUUCGGAGAUUACUUGGCGUGAUAUUCAAAAUCCCUUUUUAUUGGGAUUUGAUUAUUUGCAUGAUGAAGACAUCGCAAACGAGGACAUGGCCGAUGAAGACAUGGACGAUGAAGACAUGGACGAUGAAGACAUGGACUUUUACAUGGACCUUUUGGCUUCUGAGAUUGAUGGUGAUCAAUUGGAAAUGGCGUAUGAGGACGAUUACUUAAUGCUAGAUGGGUCGUUUGACCCACUGGAUUUAGAAUCAAGUUCACCGCAUACGACGGGCAGUGUUGAUUUUGGAAAUGCAAUUUCCACGACUGCAAGAGCAAAAAGUGACACGACAGAGUUUGAAAUGGAAAUGACGACUGCCCAAACGGAGGAGAACUCAUUAGGAGAAAGUUCCACCCAGGAACAAACUCAUAGUCCAACAGAGACAUCAACAAUUUCUGACAUGAACAGCUUGACAUUUAGGCCGAACAUAACCCUGAUGCCCCCCUCAGGUCCAAUCAGAAACGAAACUAAAUCGGAUGAACUUGAAGCGUCUACGAGGAGCAAUGAAAAUGAAGAGCUCGAGGAAACCAUGGAAACUUCAACUCUCAGCCCUUGUUGUCCAUGCACAGAAGAGUCCGAGAUCAGGAUUGGCGGAGCCUUGUUGCAACUCAUGAGAGAACGGGGCAUGAAAAGUCUGGAUCUGGAUGAUUUUUCAGAAAUCGAGGCAUUGUUGACUUCAAGCGAAGAUUUCACGGAUCUUCCAAAUCCUACGUCAACAUCUCGUCCUCUAAUCGCUGAAUCAUUUACAGAAAGCGAAGUCACAAUGAUCACAUCAGACAAAGACGAAAGCGUGGAGACCACCACUAGUAUUACUACCAUACCUGAUGAAGAAGAAGUUAUCGUGGAAACAACCACUUCUGUAUCAUUGAGUGAUGACGAAGAAAUUAUGAGCACAACCUCAAUUUCAACCAAAGUCCCUGAAAGCGAUGAAACUACGGAAUCCUUCUCUGAGAACGACGCCGAAGAUCUGGAAAUCAUCAGUAGAGCAGUGCUAAAAGUGAUGCGAGCUCGAGGCAUCAAGAGCCUCAAAGGAUUUUCUGAAAUCGAAGAUCUUUUAAAAAGCGCUGAAGAUUUCACGGAAGCGCCGGAAUCUACUAGGAACCCAGAUGAUGAAGAAAUCACUACUACAGUUAACCCAAUGGAGGAGGGUAUUGAAACUACCACAGAGUUCAUUGACCUCGAGACCGAGACAAUAGCCUCGAAUAUGACCUCUGAUGAGGAGGGGGAAAAUGCCGCCUUGUUGGACGGCGGAACUGACUUGAUCAAGGAGACUUUUGGUCGAUAUUUCAAGCAACUGAAGACCAUCUACGAGCUUGAUCUAAAGCUUCUAGAGCAACUCAGCAGCAUUUUGAAGAAAGUGAACAAUGAGACAUUGCCAUUCUUAUCCAACGCUCUGGCUCCAGGCUUGGCGGGCGUCCAAGGCUCAAAUCUCAACUUGGUCGAGCUUGUUGGAUACUUAACGAGUGUUCUCAAGAAAUCAGAAUUUGAGGGAGCUGUGACCACCAAAUUGAGGAACCUCGACUUCAUCAGCUUAGGUCCUUUGCCACUUCCCCUGGAUCCAUUUCUAGACGACCACUUUGUUCAUUUUGUUAGUAAAUUGGUUUUGGCCCAAUUCGACAAUACGGGAGUGGGCUUCCCAGUUAGAGCAUUACUUGUAGGUCCUCAAGUUUUCUCAGCUUUGAAGAGUCGUUCCAACAGCUUGCGCAUCGACUACAUCACCACCCAAAUCAUCUCCUCUAAAAUUAAAGAGUUCAUUAGAGCUACAGACGCUUUCGUAACCGUGAAUGAUGGCGAGAUUAUCGUUGAUUCACACACCGGAUUCGUCAACCUCAUGGAUGAGUGCAAGGUAACAGUCUCGGUCCCAAGUACCACUGUGAAAGCCAAGGUCUACGGGGCCAGCACAUUACGUAUUGCUGGCAGUGUCGCCAAAAUGGAAGAACAAUUGAAAACAUCAAUUAUUCUUGGUGGUGAUCUCGAUGUUAGUCUGAAUGUGAAAGGAGACGCCUUCGUCCGUUUGGGCAAGAAGAUAUUUCACAGGUGCUUCACUAAAUAUAAAAACAACAUUCCAUUGUCAUUAUUAUCCCAGGGUAAGGUCUGGGUUGGGGCCAGAAUUCUGGCCAAAGGAGUUCGCAUAGAGGAUCGCCCAGCGGAGACUCAGUUGUUCAACAAAUUCACCAAUUCUUACCAAGCCAUGCCAGGUUACACGAGCAUGCAAAAGUUUCUUGUGUUCAAGUUCGACCUUAAGCUCAACGCCAAAAUCCUGCGGUGGAAUGUUGACCAUAUCGGCCUGGAAGGUUGCGAAAUUCGACUCUUUGGUGUAAAGGUGAUAUCGUUCUGUGGCAUCAUCAAACGCACCUUGAAGGAUUAUAUUACCAGAUUCAUUUUAGAGUUCUCAGAAGUGUUCAUGCCAGAUGUGCUAAGAAAGCUUGAACAAUUGCUACGCAAACAAAUCGGCGACGAAAUAGCCAUUCCCUUGCUGUUAGCCGAGGAAAAAACGGAAACAAUCUCAACCUUGCUUCAAAAAGUAGAGAGCGUGGCAACGCUGAAAGGUGAUCUGAUCAGGGAUUUGUCCAAUGUUGCCUCAAGCAUCUCCGACACUUUGGGCUAGGCCAGUGUGUAUCAAAAUUUAAUUACUGUGAUAAUCCCCCUCGAAUCUGGCUGUGAUAAGUAUACGAUGAAAGAAUAAAUAGAUUUGAAUUUUCCACAAAAUGUCGCGUGUUGUCUUGAAACCUGUCAACCCCCCAUCAGAAUUGAAUACCCUGCAAUCUUCAAGGAAUCUUGGCCUCAUUUUUCGUCUCUUCUUGCGA